This is a messenger RNA of Protopolystoma xenopodis, 1095 nucleotides long. The record is from the annotation of a GenBank genome assembly. Lineage: Eukaryota; Metazoa; Platyhelminthes; Monogenea; Polystomatidea; Polystomatidae.
GAAGUUGAGUUUCGUGAUCCUCAACUUGAAACUUCCUCAUCUCGUUCAUCUUGCAACAUCAACAGCAGUCAGGCUUUCUGGAUGCGUAGCAGCUACGCUGAUGGUAUAUACAUGAAUCCCGACUCUUGGAUACGUCGAGAUGAACGCCGUAGCCUUGCUCUUGCCAGGGCUCCUUUCGGUUAUUACAGCCGUUUAAACCCUGAUCGGGAGACGGAUCAAAAUCCAACUAACUCAUUGUCUAAUUGGGAGGUCCGCCAGAUGACUGUGCUGCUGGAGAUGCCUUUUGUGAUAACUUUCGAGCGCCGAGUUAAACUCUUCCAGUCUUUCAUGGGCUCAGAAAGAAUAGGAUCCCGUGGCCCAAUAAAUCAUAUUACUGCAUUCCCAUCCGAUUUGGAUCACGAAGUGGCUAUUGCGAUCCGUGUUCGGCGAACUCAUAUAUACGAAGAUUCCUUUGAGAAACUAUCGAAGGAAAAUGGUAUGCUUCUUGAACACAUUUUGUUUGUGUUACUUUUUAUUUGUUCAGAGCCAAACUUGCGAAUUCGUCUCAAUGUCACAUUCCUCAAUCCCCUUGGAAUUGAUGAAUUGGGAGUCGACGGAGGCGGCUUAUCUCGAGAGUUUCUCAAUGAGCUACUUCGGAGUAGUUUCAAUCCGCAACGUGGAUUCUUUAUUUACACCGCAGAUAAAGCCUUGUAUCCUAAUCCUCAUUCAAAAGCUGUAACUCCUGACUAUCUAAAUCACUAUUAUUUUAUAGGACGUAUCUUGGCAAAAGCCAUUUCCGAGAGUAUGCUCGUCGAACUUCAUUUUGCACAUUUUUUCUUGGCCAAAAUGGUCAGCCGAACCGGAGGUUAUGUUGGUUUUGAUUACCUUCAAUCUCUAGAUCCAGAGUUAUACUGGCAGUUACAUUCCUUGAAGACAUAUCAAGGAGACGUUCGUGAGCUCGAUCUGGACUUCUCCAUUGUAGAGACAACUUUUGGCGAAACUCAGAUCGUUGACUUGAAGCCUAACGGCCACAGUAUUCCAGUAACUGAGGAGAAUCGGGUCGAAUAUGUUCACUUAAUGGCUAAUUAUAAGCUAAAUAAACAGGUAGUUAAUUGA